AUGUACUCGCAAUCACCGCAAGAGGCUACGUCCGACCAGGCUGGCACGAUCAACGGAUACCCAGCUCAAGUACACCCGUAUCUCGCGUAUCCAUUCUCGCCGGCUGAGGGAAGCGAUACAGGAGAGACCCAUCAUGAAUUACAGCUCAACACCAACAAGGCUGAUUCCUACGCACCUACACACACGCUCUCUGGUCAGUCUCUGCCGCCAUUCUCUGCUCUCCGCGGAGUUGCUCACUGACACGAGUUCAAUUACCCGCAGCCGAGCGCUCGACGUGGACCCACACAUCUUCCUCGUCGAGCCACUCGGUCUGCUCAUCGGCUUGGGCAUCUCCACAAUCAUCUCAGUACACACUCAACCCAGCUCACGACGCCGCACAAUCUUACAUGUCGGCCUCGGCGUCACCCACUGCUCGCCCUAUCACCUCGGUGGCUGGUUUCGAUCAAGCUUCGACCACGGAGCGAUCGCCGAGUCAGCGCCACCUCGGUCUCGGCAGCCUCCCGGUCGUUGAUCACGGCCCGACCAUUCGGCCUUUGCGAUCCGACAAGAGGCUCAGCUCCCACUUUCCGCUUGCUUCGUCUAGACCUGGAUCUGGCACAUACUCAGGCGCCGAAUCAGCCACAUCCAGUCUCCCAUCCUCCCUUGCAUCGGCGCGACGACGUAUCUUUGCCACCGGAACGGACACGAGCACAUCCGCCUCGAGUGAUUCUUCGCCGCGCGAAGAGCUUCUCUCUCCCGCAGUCGACGACGUAUCGUUCAUCUACCCUUCACCCAAAAUCGGGUCACCGACCGACGAACUGCCGAACCUCACGUCGCCAUCAGGGUCCGAUCUUCAGGCCCCUACAGUUGUUGAGCCGAAGGCUGCAACUACGGAGGACCCCGUCGGCAAGUUGGCCGACAACCUCGAAUUGCUCAGUUUCCUUAAGACACAUAGGGAGGAGAGUCCUGAAGUUGUCUUGCCAUUUCCCCUCGCCAGCUCAGCACAGUCAAUCUCGAUCAGUGGGGCGUCGAAUGCGUCCCCUCCGAAUGACGAUCCCGAGUCCCAGUCACCCCCGGCGGAAUGGAAAGAGGCCAACACCAGCAAGACCCAACGCGUACGGGAUGAGCUCUGGGAAUGCGCCAAGUGCCAUAAAGAGCUGGGUCGGCUCUUGCUGAGGGAUCCUAUGAGCCAACCGCCAAUCCCCUUUCUGCACACCUUCCUCUGUUCAGACUGCUGCCCCCCGGAAGAGGAGCAUGCUACCGAGAACCCCGUCGCGGCUAGCGCCUCAUCAGACCUGGCCGUCUCGUACGAAAGCGGAUUCUCAGGCUUACUCGACAAGGAGUCCAACAUCCCGAUUCCCACCAGAAAAACUCCCCGGGUUCAAGCUAGCGGUAAGCGUCGUCGGCUCACCGGCUCCUUGUCGACUUGCGAUGUGUGCAUGCACUUUAUCGCUACCUCGUCGGCGCAGGACGAGGACUCCCUUCGACCCCCCUCGGCACCUCUCGUCGAAAGGGUUUGCAAGCACUGUCAUGCAAAAUACCGCCGAUGCACGGACUGCGGUGGGCGACCUGAUAAGCGACUCGGCGUGGGUCGGUGGCGACUCAAGGAGCUGUUCCCAGACGGCACACGACGGUGUAUCAUCCCCCACCGACCGUUACGAUCGCUCACCGAGACGACGUGCGACGUCUGGCGGGUUAGCGAAUUGCCGUCCGAUGAGGUCCCGGCUUACCUGACCGAGAUUCAGAAAGUCAUGUCGUUGGCGAUGUUUGCGACCAUGGCGAUCCCCGACACGAUGGAAUGCGAGAGCCCCAUGUGCAUCGACUUUCGCUCCGCCGCCGUACUCGCCUCGGAGGCAUUUAGGCUUCUUACGCCUUUAAUCACGACCGGCGUCGAGGAGUCAUUGAGGAUACGUCGUUACAUCACACUGAGGUGGCACAACCCACUCCUACCGCGGGGUGAGAGGUUGGCAGUUCCACCCAAUCCGCAAUCGCAAGAUCCGGACGUCAUCGCGCUUCAAAAACCUCCCAACCUCGUGCGUGAGGAGUACACGCUCUUCGCGUUCAAUUAUAUCGAGCUCGAACUCGAGACGGGCAGCAUUGCUGUCGCACUCUCCGCUCCUAGAGGGGUACGUUGGCUCUGUCUCAGACCUUAAAGGCUUACUAUUCGCUCGUACUAAUUAUUCCGUUUACACUUGCAGAUGGGACAUAGCUAUCACGCUCAGACCCACAGCAUACAGUGUGCAAUCCGUCGAGCUCAGCACGACUUGGCAAAGACGAACCGCGAGCGUGUGGCUGACGGCUUGGACGCUUAUCCCGAGAUCAACGAGCUGUGGCUGAUAAGUAGGUACCAGAAUGCGACUCUGGCGUGAGGGGAUGGCUGAAUUUACACUUUCGGUUGGUGCAGAUGGGCACAACAAAGCCAGUCGCGUACUCCAUCGAGACGAGCGCCAAAGAGGCAUGAUCCCGCUUGACGAAUAUCUCGUCAAACAUGCGUCCGUGACUGAUCCGAAGCAUUUCCCUCCCCAUCGCUCGAUAUUGUUACCGUGGGAGUUCUUGAAGAGGUAUCGCUUCUAUGCGAGGAGGUUCUCCGGUAAAGACGAUUUGACGAAGAUUCUGGGGAGGAGGAAGACGGCGGGAGGGAACAAGGCUCGGAGGGGAAGACUGCCAGUUGGCGCCGACAAUGGGUCGAACGUGACGAUACCUAAGGGAAAAGAUGAUGAAUCUGACGACGAAGACGCGUGA
This is a messenger RNA of Microbotryum saponariae, 2721 nucleotides long. The record is from the annotation of a GenBank genome assembly. Lineage: Eukaryota; Fungi; Basidiomycota; Microbotryomycetes; Microbotryales; Microbotryaceae.